Messenger RNA from Adineta steineri, 1977 nucleotides. Lineage: Eukaryota; Metazoa; Rotifera; Eurotatoria; Adinetida; Adinetidae. The record is from the annotation of a GenBank genome assembly.
AUGCCAUCGAAAGAUAUGCGCUUUGAUGUUGUUGAUUAUAUCAUUUUUGCAUUAUUACUAUUAUUUUCUGCAGCAAUUGGUUUAUUCUAUGGUUUUAUUGAUAAGAGAAGAAAAAAAAAGAAAGGAGAUGGUGAAAAUGGUGCUAUUGAACAAUCAACAAAUACGGCAAAAGACUAUCUUUUAGCUGGUAAAUCUAUGGGUGUAUUUCCUACUGCUAUGAGUUUACUUGCUAGUUUUAUGUCUGCUAUUACAAUAUUGGGUACUCCAGCAGAAAUCUAUAUUUAUGGUACACAAUAUUGGAUUAUUUGUAUUAGUUAUAUAUUUACAGUUUAUUUAACUGCAACACUUUUUAUGCCAAUGUUUGUUAAACUUGAAGUAACUAGUGCUUAUGAAUAUUUAGAAAAACGUUUCGAUCGAAAUGUACGAUUAGUUGCUUCAGUUAUUUUUUCAGUACAAAUGAUAGUUUAUAUGGCAUUAGUACUUUAUGCGCCUGCUUUAGCUUUAAGUCAAGUAACUGGUUUAAAUGUUUGGAUUAGUGUUAUUUCAAUUGGAGUCAUUUGUACAAUGUAUACGACAGUGGGUGGAAUGAAAGCUGUUAUGUGGACGGAUGUUUUUCAAACAAUAAUUAUGUUUGUUGGUCUUCUUGCAUCAGUUAUUCAAGGUAUUAUUGAUGCAGGUGGAAGCCGAGCUGUUUGGCAAAGAGCAUUAGAUGGGGGUCGAGUAGAAUUUUUUAAUUUUGAUCCAGAUCCAACUACUCGUCAUACUGUUUGGAGUAUAUUAUUUGGUGCAACUUUCACAUGGCUUGCAAUCUAUGGUUUUAAUCAAACACAAGUACAACGUUAUCUUUGUGUUCCGACUGUUCGACAUGCAAAAUUAGCAUUAUUAUUUAAUUUAAUUGGUUUAAUAUUUAUCCUUUCGCUCUGUUGUGGUGUUGGACUUGUUAUAUUUGCAAAAUAUCAUUUGUGUGAUCCAUUAAAACUUGGAUUAAUUAAACAAGCAGAUCAACUUUAUCCAUUAUUUGUCAUGGAAACUCUAAAACGUUUUAAAGGUUUACCAGGUAUUUUUCUUGCAUGUGUAUUCAGUGGUGCAUUAAGUACUUUAUCAUCUGGCUUAAAUAGUUUAGCAGCAGUUGUGCUUGCUGAUAUAAUUAAAUUUUUUUAUCGAAAACCAUUGACAGAUAAACAAGAUCUUUUGUAUUCAAAAAUAUUAUCACUUAUUUUUGGUGUUGUUUGUAUAUUAGUAACUUAUCUUGUUUCAUUACUUGGUAAUCUUCUUCAAGCAAGUUUAUCAUUAUUUGGUGUUUUAUCAGGACCUAUAAGCGCAAUUUUUAUGAUUGGAUUUUUUCUUCCUUGGAUUAAUUCAGCGGGUGCCUUAGUUGGUUUAAUUGUUAGUGUAAUCGUUCAAAUAUGGAUUUUUCUUGGUUCACAAGUGCUUCGAAGUGAAAUGCGUUCAUUUCGAUUACCAACACGUAUUGAUGGAUGUACUAAUCUAAGAGAAAAUGUAACUAUGCUUGUUAAUACAACAAUUACUUCGCCAAUAUGGUAUCAAACACAAACAACAAGUCUUUGUCGAACACUUAUUAAAAAAAGUCCAUUAGUUCCAUUUUAUGGUAUGAGUUAUUUUUGGUACACAAUGUUUUCAAUCUUUACUGCACUGAUUGUUAGUGUAGUUGUUAGUUUUUUUACAGGCUUUAGAAAACCUGAAAGUAUGGAUCCAAAAUUCAUAAUACCUGUAUUUGAUAUUCUUUUCCCAUUUUUACCGGAAAGAAUCUUAUCGAAAUUGAGAUUUGGUGUUCGAUAUGGACAAAAUUCUAUUCAAACUGACUUAAAAGAUAAAGUACAAGAACAAUCAUCACCAUCGAUGCAAUCAUCUAGACAUCGAAUGAAUACAAUAAAUGAAAGUCAUUCUAAUCCAACUUAUUUACAUGAUGAAAAACAAAUAGGAGAAGCAGAAUGGAUUGUACGAACAAAACUUUAG